Messenger RNA from Phyllopteryx taeniolatus (common seadragon), 1215 nucleotides. RefSeq names its product troponin T type 1 (skeletal, slow) (gene tnnt1). The coding region runs from base 195 to 1034 and encodes 279 amino acids. The record is from RefSeq and is a predicted model, not a curated record. Gene Ontology annotation, cellular component: troponin complex. NCBI's taxonomy places the organism in Eukaryota, Metazoa, Chordata, Actinopteri, Syngnathiformes, Syngnathidae. The transcript has 13 exons. Gene Ontology annotation, biological process: sarcomere organization; slow-twitch skeletal muscle fiber contraction; regulation of muscle contraction. Gene Ontology annotation, molecular function: troponin T binding; tropomyosin binding.
CCGAUUAUUUCUCAAGAUGCCGCGCAAAUCGUGGUUACGCUCCACUUUCCGGAAUGAAGUGACUCUCGAGGCCUGUUGUCACUCACCCUGGGAUCCACAUUUUCCCAUUAUUGCCAAGUGGGCGACCCACUUUGCAAACGUGUCUCUUUAGUGCCCUGAGUCGUCAUCCGUCGUCUCGUGUGUUUCUUUCAGCCAUGUCUGAUAUCGAAGAGGAAUACGAAGACCAGGCAGAGGAGGAGGUAGAAGAGGAGGAGGAGGAGGAGCUACAGCAGCAAGAGGAGGAAGAGGAGGAGGAGGAGGAGGAAUAUGAGGAGCAUCAUGAAGAAGAGCAGCCGGUGUACGAGGAUGAAGCAGAGGAGGAACGUCCCAAACCGAGACCGAUGGUCCCUCAAAUUGCGCCACCCAAGAUUCCUGAAGGAGACAGAGUUGAUUUUGAUGACAUCCACAGAAAGCGAAUGGAGAAAGACAUGCUGGAGCUGCACACACUGAUUGACGUUCACUUUGAACAGAGGACGAAGGAUGAAGAGGAGCUGAUUGGGCUCAAGGACAGAAUUGAACGCCGUCGGUCAGAGCGGGCAGAAAUCCAAAGAGUCCGAGCAGAGAAGGAGAAGGACAGACAAAACAGGAUUGCGGAGGAGCGUCAGAGGAAAGAGGAGGAGGAGGCCAAGAAGAAGGCUGAGGAUGAAGCCAAGAAGAAGAAAGUGCUAUCUGGCAUGGGGGCCAACUUUGGAGGCUUCCUGGCCAAGGCCGAGUCGAGGAAGGGCAAGCGCAUGACCGGCAGAGAAGUCAAGAAGAAGACUCUGGCCGACAGGCGUCAGCCGCUUGGCAUCGAAAGCAUGAGGGAGGACUCCCUCAGACAACGAGCCCAGGAGUUGUGGAACUGGAUCCACCAGCUGGAGUCGGACAAAUUCGACUACAUGGAGCAUAUGAAGCACCAGAAAUACGAGAUUAUUGUGCUGCUUAACAGAAUUCAACACGCUCAGAAAUUUAAAAAGGGGCCCGGCAAAGGGAAAGUGGGCGGUCGCUGGAAGUAAAAAGCGCGAAAGGAAGAAGCAUUCAUCCAAACCGAAGUAUUUGCAUUGUGGAGAGGAAGGGAGGAAGGGAGGAAGGAGAGGAAGGACAGCAUUCUUCAACCUGCCGCAGCUGUGUGGCUUUUCUCUGCGUGAGAGCGAUUGUUUAUUGACAACGUAUUAUCAUAAAACGACGUGAUCUCUG